Molecule: messenger RNA, 1260 nt
Organism: Fraxinus pennsylvanica
Lineage: Eukaryota; Viridiplantae; Streptophyta; Magnoliopsida; Lamiales; Oleaceae
Source: the annotation of a GenBank genome assembly
AUGUACUAUGCCGCUCCUGAGUCUUCAAUUCAGGGGGAGAGGAAAAAUGAAUCGCAGACUCUAAAUCUAAUUCCUCCAUUGGACCAUUCAGAUAAUACAAGUGGUCAAGUCGUGGAUAAAAAUGGUGAGUAUCCAGAAGAGGUAACUGAGGGUCUAGAGGAGAUAACUGGAGAACUGGGUGAGCAACCUGAUGCUUAUUUGAAUGAAGAAAAUAAUCAGAAUCAGAUGGAAGCGACUCCACUUCAAGUACCAUCUAACCAAUCGUCUUCUGAUGACGAUUCUCCUCACGAAUCCCAGGAUACAGCAGAAGGUGAAAAGCAGACAUCGCAAGAAUGUGGUUCUCAGACUAGUAUUAAAGAUUCAACUGAAGAGUUGCUGUUCAAUCCUAAUGUCUUUACUGAAUUUAAGCUAGCUGGGAGUCAAGAGGAGAUAGCAGCAGAUGAGGAAAAUGUGAGGAGAGCAAGUUUGCACCUUAAAGAUGUCGUGCUACCAAAAUUUAUACAAGAUCUUUGCACGCUUGAAGUUUCACCAAUGGAUGGACAAACUUUAACUGAGGCACUCCAUGCUCACGGGAUUAAUGUCCGGUAUAUUGGAAAAGUUGCUGAAGGGACCAAACAUUUAACUCACUUGUGGGAUCUUUGUUCCAACGAGAUAGUUGUCAGAUCUGCAAAACACAUCCUUAAGGCACGUACUCAAAAUGCUGAAAGUUUUAGUCCAGGUAUCCCCAGACCUAAUGUGCAGAUUUUGCAGGCUCCGGGGAAGUCUUCCAAGGAACAAGCUAAGUAUAAAAGUGGAGAAUCCGGAAGAACGAAGCACUCGUACUUGAGCAUGACAUUUGAUAGUUUGUGUGAAAAUUUUCUCCUGCAGUUUAACUUGCCAGAAGAUGCCAGAAUGCUGGCAAAGAAAAUUUCAGUUAUUAGGAACCUUUCCCUAAAGGUUGGAAUCACCCUUGCUGCUCGCGAGUAUUUUCUUGAUGCUGCAGUGCCUUUCCAGGUUUCAGAUAUUUUGGAUCUUCAACCAGGAAUGCUUAGUGAAGCCUACACACUGUUCACUGAAGCAUUCACAAUACUCCAGCAGGUUACCGGUCCAAUGCAUCGAGAGGUUGCUAACUGUUGCCGCUACCUGGCCAUGGUUCUUUAUCAUGCCGGAGAUAUGGCUGGAGUCAUAAUGCAACAACACAAGGAACUUAUCAUAAAUGAGCGAUGCCUAGGACUGGAACACCCUGACACUGCUCAUAGGCACGAGUUCUUCAUUAUAUAA